Chaetura pelagica (chimney swift) is the source of this 1149-nucleotide messenger RNA. Its product is annotated as zinc finger protein 239-like. The record is from RefSeq and is a predicted model, not a curated record. Bases 1 to 1149 code for a protein of 382 amino acids. Lineage: Eukaryota; Metazoa; Chordata; Aves; Apodiformes; Apodidae. Gene Ontology annotation, molecular function: RNA polymerase II cis-regulatory region sequence-specific DNA binding; DNA-binding transcription factor activity, RNA polymerase II-specific. Gene Ontology annotation, biological process: regulation of transcription by RNA polymerase II. The transcript has 2 exons.
AUGGUGACACCCGUACCCAGUGCCAUGUCCUACAACUGCCAUGACUGUGAGAAAACUUUUAAGAGAAGAUCAAGUUUCACCCAGCACCAGCUAAUCCACACAGAGGAGAGACCCUUCAGGUGUCAGGAGUGCGGGAAGGGUUUUACUCACAACUUCUAUUUAACCCAGCACCAGCGAAUGCACACGGGGGAGAAACCCUUCACGUGCCUGGAGUGUGAGAAGAGCUUUGCCACAAGCUCUGUGCUCAUUGAACAUCAACGCAUCCACACAGGAGAGAAACCUUACAUGUGUCCCCACUGCCAGAAGAGCUUCAGACACCGGUCCAACUUCUGGAGGCAUCAACAGCUCUAUACAGAUGACCAAACCUGUAGCUGCUCCCAAGGUGAGAAGAAAUCUGACAAAUGCCAGCACUGCAGGGACGAUUUUCUCAGCAGAUCAUCUAUAACCCAGAAGCAGCAACUGCAAACAGUUGAGAGACCCUUCAGGUGUCAGGAGUGUGGGAGGAGUUUUCUUAACCAAUCCAAGUUAACCCAGCACCAGCAAAUCCACACAGUUGAGAGACCCUUCAGGUGUCCUGACUGUGGGAAGAGCUUUGUCUGGAACUCUUUGCUCAUCAGCCAUCGACGCAUCCACACGGGAGAGAAACCCUACACAUGUCCCCAGUGCCAGAAGAGCUUCAGUUGCAGCUCCAACUUGCGGCAACAUCAGCGGCUCCACACGGGUGACCGACCCUACACAUGUCUAGAGUGUGGGAAGAGCUUUGCUGACAAGUCCUCAUUAAAUAAACACCACCAGACCCACACAGGGGAGAGACCCUAUAUGUGUUUGGAGUGUGGGAAGAGCUUCCGUAGGAGCAGCAUUUGGAUGUGUCACCAACAUAUCCACAAGAGAGAAAAACCCUACGUGUGUCCCAAGUGCAAGAAGAAGUUUACAAGCAGCUCAAACCUCAACUGUCACCUCCGGGUCCACACGGGUGAGCGUCCCUACAUGUGUCCUGACUGUGGGAAGAGCUUUGCCUGGAGCUCUAAGCUCAUCAGCCAUCAACGCAUCCACACAGGAGAGAGACCCUACAUAUGUCCAAAGUGCCAGAAGAGGUUCAGACACAACUCCAACUUAUCGAAACAUCAACAGGUGCAUAGAGAUGACUGA